Pelobates cultripes (western spadefoot toad) is the source of this 3301-nucleotide messenger RNA. The record is from the annotation of a GenBank genome assembly. Lineage: Eukaryota; Metazoa; Chordata; Amphibia; Anura; Pelobatidae.
AAUAGUCGGCGAGCUCUGCGAUUCAAGCCUCGCUGCGGGUUUUUGUCGACCAAUAGCGGAGCUGGUUUGCUGCCGUGCGUGUCAGCGUGGUUGCUGUGGAGGGUGAAGGUCGCGCAGUUCGCUCAUGGCUGACUUUGAUUCCGAUGUGGACCUGUCUGGGGUCGCCAGCCCGGCCGAGGCGGCGGAGUUACGGAGGAUGAUUGCGGUGGAGCAGCAGAAGGCGCAGUUCACAGCCCAGGUGAGAUAGAGGACAUUGCUGGUAGCCAUGGUAACAGGCUGACUACAUCUCCCAUCAUGCAGCAUGAAGGUGCUGAACGUUCCCCAUAGAGAAGCAUUGAUUUAGCGCAGCUCUAUGAGGAGAUGCUGAUUUGUACAACGUUUUGCAGCCAAUCCUAUGGCAAAACAUCAUCGACCUCGAUAAUCUCAGCCAUAGAGGCAGGGACCAGUCAGGGGAGACCAGCACGGCAUGGGGAAAAAAGGGGAGUAAAAAUACCACUGCCUUGCGAAUGAUGGGGCCUGGUCACCUAAACAUAACCAUGACAGGCAGACACACACAUAGAAACAUAGAAUGUGACGGCAGAUAAGAACCAUUCGGCCCAUCUAGUCUGCCCAAUUUUCUAAAUACUUUCAUUAGUCCCUAGUCUUAUCUUAUAGUUAGAUAGCCUUAUGCCUAUCCCACGCAUGCUUAAACUCCUUUUACUGUGGCACCCUACCACUUCAGCUGGAAGGUUGGUUCCAUGACGGACAGACAAAGCAAGCAUACCAGGACAGACGGGAUAGACAAUGCUAAGCAUACCAUAGGGCGAUACAGACAGACACGCUAGCAUACCAGGGCGGGAUACAGACAGACACGCUAAGCAUGGCCUAGGCGACAGACAGACACGCUAGCAUACCAGGGCGGACAGACAGACACGCUAGCACAUACUCAGGGCGGACAGACAGACACGCAAGCAUGCCUAGGAUGACAGACAGACACUAGGGCAUACCUAGGAAGUGAUGUGACAGACACGCUAGUUAUUACCCAGGGAAGGACAGACAGACAGACAAUGCUAGCAUACCAGGGCCAGGAUAGACAGGACAGACACUAGCAUACCAGGGCGGAUAGACAGACAGACACGCAAGCAUACUAGGGCGGAUAGAUAGACAGACACGCAAGCAUACCAUAGGCGAUAGAUGACAGACACGCUAGCAUACCAGGGGCGCGGACAGACAGACAGACACGCAAGCAUACCAGACAGCGCAUACAGCGCGGACAGACAGACAGACACGCAAGCAUACCAGCGCGGACAGACAGACAGACACGCAAGCAUACCAGGGCGGACAGACAGACAGACACGCAAGCAUACCAGGGCGGACAGACAGACAGACACGCAAGCAUACCAGGGCGGACAGACAGACAGACACGCAAGCAUACCAGGGCGGACAGACAGACAGACACGCAAGCAUACCAGGACGGACAGACAGACAGACACGCAAGCAUACCAGGACAGACAGACAGACAGACACGCAAGCAUACCAGGACAGACAGACAGACACGCAAGCAUACCACGACAGACAGACAGACACGCAUGCAUACCACGACAGACAGACACGCAUGCAUACCACGACAGACAGACAGACACACAGAGUGAAUGCCAUCAGGAGCAUCUACCCGAUGUAGUGUUUUAGGGUAUUUUCUUUUGAAUGCAGUUGCUUACUUUUUUCAUACAUCAUGUUUUAAACCAGGGGUGCCCAAAAGUUAGAUCCCCAGAUUUUGUAGAACUACAACUCUCAUGAUUCUCAUCAGGCCCCUGCUCAAUGCAGCUGCUGUAGCCUUAAAUUUGAAAUUCACUUUGAAUUCUCACUUUAGUAAAUAAACACUACUUGAGUGAUGUGUAAGUUACGUUAUUGUAGGUUGUAAUGUUAACUGCCCAAUGCGGUUCUGAAGAUUAUAUUUUAAAGGGCACCCUUGCAUAGGUUUCCAAAAGCACAUCCUGUAGGGAGGCAGAAGUGCGUAGGAAUGUUUUUAUUUUAUGAUUAACAGGUUUUUAGACCAGGUAUAUAACACUGCCAUGCAACCAAUAAAACAUUAAAAUAGGCUUCUGGGAAGGGAAGUCAGAGUAAGAUGGCCCCCCAGGACCGCCGCAGGCCCCCCAGGGAAUGCCAUAACACUCACUGCACUCAUUAUGUACAUACACACUACACAAACACACUGCAUUCAUGAUAUACACACUGCAUCCUCAAUGCAAACACACACACACUGCAUUCACUAAUCAAAUACUCUCAUUUCAUCCACUACACACACAUAUAUUCUUGAAAACAUAAACAAUUCUGACUGGCAUGUAUAUUUUGUGCAUUUAAUAAAAACUUUUCAUAAUAAACGUGUUCAGUUAACAGUAGUUUUGUGUAGAAAUAGUUUAUUUUUUCAAAAUUGUAAAUGUACAGAGGAGUGGUAAGUUAUCGAUAUCGGCUCUAAAAAUCAAUAUUGGUCGAUCCCUACUACAUGGGGAUUUGGGAGAGAGCGCAGGUAACUUUUUUUUUUUUUUUUUUUGCUUCUUCUGAAAGCCAGAUUUGAAGUCUUUUUCCUUCAUUAAAGAAGUCAGUGGUAUAUUUAGAAUAGAAAAACACGUGAAGAAAAUGAAAUCUAUUUCUGAGCUAUACCACUAGCAAAAUGCAAAGAUGCAGCCACCAUAUUAUUUUUAACAGGUUGCUUUUAAAGGUAUCCACACAGCAGUUGUUUCUGUAGUUAAGAAGAUGGAUCUUUAAUAGCCUGUUAAAAUAAUGUUUUGAAAUGUUUCUUUGAAUGUAAAUAAAUAUAUAUAUUUUUCAGGUCCAUACCUUUAUGGAUGUGUGCUGGGACAAGUGCAUGGAUAAGCCUGGAACAAAGUUGGACUCACGGACUGAAAGCUGCUUGUCUAGCUGUGUGGACCGAUUUAUCGAUACGACCCUGACUAUCACCAACCGGUUUUCUCAAUUGGUACAGAAAGGAACACAUUAACAUAACUGGAGGGAACAAAGACUGUUUGAAACAACUUUUAUUCAACGUUCUCUGAAGCAGCUGCACAGCAUUUAUUUCAUAUGAGUGAAUACAUGUUUUGUAACAGCAGCACUGUCUGGCUCUGUAACAGCUGCUUUUGUGGAUUAUUAAAAUAUUCAUAAUCAACAUAUUUUGCCAUCUGGUUGUUAUCCAUUUGUGUGAUGUUGGUACAUCUGAAAGUGGGCAAACUAAAUAAGUUAAAAAACCAAAUGCAGUAUCUUAACAGUAGCUGGUGUACUGAAUUUUACACACACACACAAGGUUUCAUCAUUACUUUGAGUAUUG